Saccoglossus kowalevskii is the source of this 4392-nucleotide messenger RNA. RefSeq lists its product as uncharacterized. Lineage: Eukaryota; Metazoa; Hemichordata; Enteropneusta; Harrimaniidae. The record is from RefSeq and is a predicted model, not a curated record. Gene Ontology annotation, molecular function: RNA binding.
AUGAUAGUAGAUCGCUGCUUUAAUAUUCAGGAACUUCUUUCAGAACGAAAGGCAAGACUUGUCAUUCCACCAUUUACGAGGAAGUGUAAUCCAGGAAAGUGGAAGCGACCUAACGAAUACGUACUAAAGGCUAGAAGAAUCGCUCGACUUAGAAUUCAUGUUGAGAGAACGGCAGUCGAGUCAAGAGUUCAAGCCCAGUAUCAGAACCUGCCAACUUGUCUUCAGACAGUCGGGUCACGAGUUCUAAUCGAGUGCCAGAACCUGCCAACUUGUCAUCAGACAAUCUGGUCAGGAGUUCCAGUCGAGUGCCAGAACCUGCCAACUUAUCAUCAGACAGUUGGGUCAAGAGUUCCAGUCGAGUGCCAGAACCUGCCAACUUGUCAUCAUACAGUCUGGUCAGAAGUUCCAGUCGAGUGCCAGAACCUGCCAACUUAUCGCCAGACAGCCGGGUCAAGAGUUCUAACCCAGUAUCAGAACCUAUCAUUAGACAGCGGGUUGGCACCCCCUGACAUCCCAACUCAAAGGUCAUGGAAGAACCUAGAAACAACUUCAGUAAAAAAACUAUUUUCUAUUGUGGAAGACAGUGUGAUGACACUAGGCGAAGAAGGAUUUCCAGGGCGUAAUAAAGUGAUUUCCAGAGUGUGCUCUGUGUUGAAAAAACAUGGAAUCGAAUUUGAAAAAGAAUUUCGAGGAAAAAUCAAUAACAUUAUUUCAAGUUUUCGAAAUCUCUCGCAUGAUCUACGCUUGGACUUCAUAUCUCGAAUUCAGCUGUUGGAAGUCGUUGAAUUGAGAGCCGCAGGCUGGGUACACAAGACAUCUUAUUAUAAGGAUAAACUAUCCAAACUUGAAAUCCCAGAUAUGGAUAUUGAGAUGACCAGUAUGGAUACUACUCCUGAAUCAUUGUCCAACGUUGAAAUUAUUAAGCCAAGCCGCUGCAGACUGACAGACGAAUAUUUUGAUGUCGUAGUUGUGAAUAGACGGGAAAUAGGUGCAGAUAAAUGCAGUCCUGAGAGGGAAAUACGAAUCGCAGGUCCUACUGCAGCCAGUGUCCAGGAAGUCAAGUCCGCAGUGGAGAUGUGCAUUUCAAGAAACCUAAAUAGUCCUGGCAUAAGCAGGGAUGAAAAGACAGAUACCGAUGGCAAUAAAAGCAACCAAUCUAAAAUGAAGGUUGGUCAUUGGUUUGACCAAAGUAAACAAGAAAAUGUCCAUAGUUGGCUGCAAGAAGUUGAAACUGAGCUAAGUACCGAGAAACACAAAUUUGUCGCAAAGAAUGAAUCAAAAUCUACAAAUGCAGAGUCGGCUACAUCUCACAACUUCACUCUUGAUGUCAAUGAAACUGAUUUCAUUAAAAGACACAUUCGAAAAGGAGAAGAGGUCAUACAAGACACUGUGUCAAUCAGUACCAAGCAGGCUAAAUCAGUUUUUGGUCUAACAGGUGAAUAUGUAAAGGACAUAAUGGAAAGCAGUGGUGCAUUUGUGAGAUUUCUACCAUCAGAUGGUGGAUUAAUGCAAAGCAUUGAAGUGAAAGGCAACAGAGCGGCUGUUAAUAAAGCCAAGGUGUUGUUGAUUCAAGAAGCCAAGAAAUCUAAGCUGACCAAGGAACCGCAUUCCAGUAUGACACAGGUGAGUCUGCCAUUCCAACUGCCAGAAAAAAGCUUGGAUGUCAAGAGUAGAACAACUGGAUGUGUGACAACACUGGUUGUACCGACCUACAUGGUAGAACGAAUAUUUGAUGAAAAUACAAAUGUGCCUUCAGAUUUAGAAAAAGAUUAUAAAGUGAAGAUUGACAGAGCACCAAGUUCAGACUCACCGGGUCAUUAUGAGGUCAGAAUAUUUGGUCAUUGUAUCAGUCAAGUGAACGGUGCAAAGAAAAUUAUUCAGAUGAAAAUAUUGGCUGCAGAAAAGAUCCUGGAGACGUCAUUCACAGUUCCAAUUCCUCCUGACAGGAUGCAAGACUUUGAAGCUUUGGCAUUAUCCUUACCAACAAAAUACAAAGUUUGUAUUAAGAAGCAUUUCAAAGACAAUGUUGCUAUGGUGACUGUAUCCAAUCCACAAAACUAUAAGAAAAUCAGUGAAGAAGUGAAAAGUGCUUUGUACAUUCUGAAAACAGCUCCUCAGGACUUCCUAUUAGAAGUGCCAUACUUUGUAUUGAAAUACUUAACAAGUGAAGAAAGAUAUGAAAUUGUUAGACACAUAGGCAGGAUAUCUGGUACAGACAUACACUGGUUGAAUCUUGAUUCAGAGGAUGGUGAGUUACCAAUCAGAUUAGGUCUCUGUGAUGAUAAGGAACCUGGUGAGUUACCAAUCAGAUUGGUAUCUGUGAUAAGGAACCUGAUUGGUCUCUGUAUGAAAAGGAACCAGGUGAGUUACCAAUCAGAUUGGUCUCUGUGUGAUAAGGAACCUGGUGAGUUACCAAUCAGAUUGGUCCUGUAUGAUAAGGAACCGGUGAGUUACCAAUCAGAUUGGUAUCUGUAUGAUAAGGAACCGGUUUCAAACCCAAAUGAUGACAUGCCACCAACUUUCGGUUCAUCAAUAAACCUGAAAUCUGGUCAAAGAAUUGAAAAUAUAGAACAUGAUAGCAAUAUUGGCUCGCCUCAUACAGAGAGAUGGAGUAGUUCAGGUCAGCUGACAGGCUCCACCUGCAGUUCGUCUUCUGUGUCAUCACCGACAAGCACAAGUGAUACUAUUCCAGAGCCGGAAGACUGGAGUGAUGAAAUGGAUGACUUUGCUGCUCCUCGUGUGUGGAAAGCACAAUCUUCCCUCCUCAGUUCAAAUCCAUUGAUGGAUGAAGAGAAAAUAGUCAUCCCCAAGAAGAAUAAGAAAAAGAAACCAAAAAAGACAGUCUCGGGAUCUAAGAUUCUGAACACUAUUAAUGAAGAAUGGACAGUAGAAACUGGGAUAGCAACAGACCAUGACAAAAAUAUUCCUAAUAUUACAAAGAAGAAACACAGAACGCCAGUUGAAAUGGUUGGUGCAAGUGAUAGUUUGGCGAUUGAAACGAGAAAUAUAGACUCUGCAGCAAACAAAACAAAACAAAGGAACCUCUCAAAUACAAUAAUAGAAAAAACUAUUUGUGAUAUGCAAAAACAUGACCCGCAAGUCACUGACGUGAGCACUGUUCAUACAGGGGAGGAAGUCUGGGUUGAAGGUAAUGUAACGAUCAAUACAGAAUGCGAUAUGGACAUUUCUGUAGAAAACAAUAUCGAGGGCAAUGUGACAGUUUUUACAGAAUAUCCAAUGGACAUUGUUGAAGAAGACGACUGUACUGGAAAUGAAAACAAAGAACAUUCAGUUGAUUUUGUAGAACAGAGUUUAUGGAAAGCUGAACCAUGCCAAAGUAAAAUACGAUUGGAAAAUAAUCAUUUUCAAAAUAGUGCAGAAGCAAAUACAAUUCAUAUGAGGGGUGCUGGAGAUUGUCUUGAUGUUAAACCGACAAUUUCUCCUAUGGAUAGCCUAGCAUUACAAACACAAAAUAUAAACAUAAACCCUCCAAUCACAUCUGUUAAUUCAUGCAUUGACGAAUCUGAAACUGGUGACAGGAUACCCACUGAUGCGUUGGACUCAUUUGGUGCAGAAAUAUUUACAAAAAGUGAUGAGUUGGAGCUGGAAGAGUACCUUAGAAAGUACGCAAGUAUGCCACUUGACGACAACGACGAUGAUGACUACUUCAGCCAGCAGGAUGCAUUGCUACUGAAUAGCAAUGACAGUAUCUGUCAUCAAGACAAUGUAGUCCAACAAAAUUUCAGUGACCUCACUAACAAUCAAGACAUUCAAGAUAAUUUGUCGACUGGCGAUAACAAGGCUGUUUGUGAUCAAAAAACGAUAAUGCAAGAAAAUGACAUGGACGUCGUCCAACUGGAUGGUGGUGUCAGAGGACGAAGGUGUUUGAAAAAGAAAAUAGCCGAGAAACAAGUUGUACAGGGCAAGGCGAUUGCUGUUAUCAGAGAGCCAUAUGGUCCAACCACCUGUCCAUAUGUGCACAAAGUUACUCUUAGUGCUGACAAAUAUGCUGCUACUAGAAGACAAUUAUUUGCUAUCACAAAUGCUAGUACAAGUGAUGAGUUGCAAAGGCAGUUGGUUCAGUCUUCCAUUUCAUCCAAGAUGGCCGCCGCCUCUGAACAUACAUGUCCAGAUGACAAGAGUUUGUUGAAUGUAAAGGACAUUCCAGACUACAGUGAGAGGCGCAUCACAUAUAGUCGAGACAGGUUGCUAGAGUUAGCCCAGACUCCUUGCAUCUCAGAAUUACCAGAAGUUUUCAAAGACCAGAAAGAAGACUGGCUUCAUAUAAUUGUACCUCAGGGUUGGUUUAAUCCAAAAGACUAUGUAGCAUUCGGUAAACGUUUUCAUAAUAGAGUUUCAGAUAAAUACAAUCAUGAUAACCAGCAUAAAUAG